Molecule: messenger RNA, 7031 nt
Organism: Bufo gargarizans (Asiatic toad)
Lineage: Eukaryota; Metazoa; Chordata; Amphibia; Anura; Bufonidae
Gene: TNIP1
Product: TNFAIP3 interacting protein 1
Biological process (GO): negative regulation of canonical NF-kappaB signal transduction; cellular response to lipopolysaccharide; regulation of transcription by RNA polymerase II
Source: RefSeq, a predicted model, not a curated record
GGAAAUUCCAGGUUGGUGUGUUGCAGGAAGCGGUCACUGUAUUGGUGGGCGCUAUUGUAGCUUUUCAUGGCAGUAGGAUCUUGCUGAGCUCGCAGGCAGAGGUACAGAGAGAUGUAAGAUUACCAUUGGUUGGAUGUGUAGCUGAUUAAUGGAAGGCAGAAGUCCCUACAGAAUAUAUGAUCCAGGUGGUAGUGCUCCCAAAUUCACUGAUGAGCAGCCGGAACGCAUGGCAGGGAUUCUAAGUCUUGGUGAACUGCUGGAAGAAUCACAGAACGUGGCCCACAAUCUCCACCAGAAAGCAGAAGCCCUUAUAAAAGACACCAGAGAUCUACAGUCGUCAUCUUCGGCAAACCCCCAUGCUCCAAUCACUGGAAAGAUGAACACAGAGCAGGAAAAGGCAGAAGAUUUUUUGCAUGUUGAGCUAUCCGAUGUAAAUGACAAGGAAUCUGAUGUUCGCUCGAUGGUUGUUCCCAAAAUCCCAGCAAGUGGGUCCUCAUCUGAGUUUGACGUCUUGGACCCCAGCGAGAAAAGAAAAUCUCCUGAAUCCAGGUAUUCGAAUGCUGGAUUCUGCGAACAGAAUGAGGAUCGCAAUAUUCGUCAUCACCUACAACGAAUGGGGGAUUCGUUAAAUAUGUUUGCCGAGGAAUCUGACCGUAACAGGCUUCUUAAUCACAUGAGCCGCCUGGUCCUGGAGUUUAACCGGCUGGCAGAUAAAGUCCAGAAAAACGAGCAGCGGACAUCGGUGUUACAGACUUUAUGCGAGCAGCUGAGGAAGGAGAAUGAGGAUCUUCGGUCUAAACUGGAGGUUGAAUGGAAUCGGAGAACCCGGGCCGAGCAAGACAUGAGGUAUGAAAAUCUUGAGUUGAAAAAGUUGCUUUUGGAUAGAGGGAAAGUGUCAGCAGCCACAAAUGGCAGUACUCCAGGGGUGGGGGAGACCGCAGCCAAUGUCGAAAAUGCGACACAUCAGCAGACCGCCAAACUGCUAGGAAAACCUUCCAAUAAAGACCAAGUUGGGUCCUUGUUGAAGAAAGUGAAAAUUCUAGAACAUCAGAGGACAGAGCUCCUGGAUGUGAAUAAGCAGUGGGAUCAGCAGUUCCGCUCUCUGAAACAUCAGUAUGAAGAGAAGAUCACGUCUCUACGCCAGAAGCUUUCACAAGCUGCCAAAUCUGAAAGUGAGCAAGAGGCUGAAAGGGAUCGGAAGCAGAGAGACUUCGACCGCAAACUUCUUCUGGCUAGAGACAAAAUAGAGGAAAAGGAGUCCCAAAUUCAGAAGCUGGAGUCUGAGAUAAGGGAUUUGAAGCAGAAGAACAAGUUCCUUCAUGACCAGUUGAGCUCCACCAGCAGACAGCGGGAAUACCAGGAGCGAGAGAUCAGCCGGCUGAAUAAAGCACUCGAAGAAGCUUUAAAGCUGCAGGGAUCAGCUCCACGUUCUCCAUCUUUCAUUUCCUCUACAGAGGAGACAGGGCUCCUUCAACGCCAAGAACUUAUUACUCAGAUUGAUCUGCUCAAACAACAGGUAGCCAUCUUUGAAGAAGACUUUAAGAGGGAACGCAGUGAUAGAGAACGUAUGAAUGAGGAGAAGGAGGACCUGAAACGAGAGAUGGAACAGCUUCAAACACAGCUGGCCCAGGCCAACACAAAGCUGCAGUCUUGUCAGGAGGAAUUACGAAGAGAGAAAGAAAAUGCACAUGAACUUUCAAGACCACAGGCUACAGGAGAGAGAUACAUUAUAAACCAUCGCAUCGGACCUACCUGUCCUCCAUACCAGUAUCCUUAUAGCCCACCUGCCAGGAUGUUCCCAGGAUAUGAGGACUGGCCAAUCUGUUAUCCACCGCCAGUUGUUGGUCCAGAGCACAGUCAAGUUCAGGAUCUCUCAAAUGCUCCUCCACCGGCAUAUCAGUGGAGAGUCGCUAACAAUCCUCCCAGAACAGAACUUCCUAAAUCUAGAAAGGAGGCUGAUGGCCCAAAGAAAGGAGCACAGAAUUCCCAGCGGCAAACCUGAGGAUCCACAGUAAAGACACAGAUAUGUACUGAUGAUAUUUACUGGGGCCAUUAAACACAGCCAUAUGAAUGAGCAGGAAUUGGUUGAGCGUGACCAGAUGAGGAUAGAGUGCACUUGGAUGGCUCAGAUCUGUGUAUUACCUGGAUAUAUGGAGUAUACAUACAUACCACUAGCCUAUCCUUACAUGCAUUGUAGUAGGAUAGGAGCACACACUUGUUCAUAUGUUAAAUUAUAUAAAAAUAUUAUAUUCUGUGUAGCUAUUAGUAUAUUUACCUCAAUGCAAGAGAUUUUGUCAGUGUAAUCCAUAUACUAAAAUCCUUCCUUCUCCCCUUUCCCCCUCAGUACUUCUUCCCCAUCUCUAUCUCCUUAUCUCCUCAAUCACCUUUCAAUCUUCCCCUUUCUUUCUCCUUUCUAUUUUGUUUUAAUCUUUCAUUCCUUUUUCCCUUCCUCUUUCCUCCCCCUUCGUCCCUCCUUUCUGUCUCCUUUCAUUCCUCUCUUUUCCUCUCUCUUCCAUAAUUUUUCUCCAAUUAUUCCCUCUGGCAUACAUCAGUAUGACUGGGCUAGUACUUUGGCAAGAGAAAAUAUUUUAGGAGAGGGGGAAAGUAUAUUUUGACAGCUGCUACAGUAGUGGUAAUUUACACUCCUUGACAUAAAAAAAUAUUUAACAAGCAGGAGUUGUAGGAAUCGAAUGAACCUUUUAUAUAUGUGAAGAUAAUGAUGAUAUGUAAGUGAUUACAAUAUUAGAAUGAAGAAUAAGUUUAUUGGGGGAAAACUGUAUGAUUGAAAGGAAGCACUAGUACCCUCUUGGGCUGCCUCCAGCUUGGAUUCAAGAUGAGAUAUGGUUGGGCAUAGAUCUUCUGUAUGGUAUCCUGCAGCACAUUUGCCCACAGAUGUUGUAGCUUGGCCUGUAAAUUCUGUACACUCGUAGGUUGCUGAAGCUGGCGUCUCAGCUGGUCCCAUACAUGCUCAAUUGGCGAUCUGCUGACCAGGCAGGCAAAGAAGUCUUGCAGUCUGGCGACAUUACUGGGGAAUCCUUGCUGUAUGUGGGAGAGCUUUAUACAGCUGAAAAAUGCCGGUUCAAAGUCCUGCCAUGAGAGGCAACACAUGUAGCUGCAGGAUGUCCUGCACAUAUGGUUGAGCUGUCAGUAUCCCUCGUGUCACUACUAGUGGUGACCAACUGUUAUAUGCAAUUGCUCCCCAGAUCAUCACAACAGCAGAGAUGGAGUGUGUAAUGAAAGUGCCAGCCACCUGGAGCCUGGAUGGUGGACCACAAAACUAUGGGAGCUGCUGGCACUUGUUGGCACUAACAGCUAUCUCGGAAUAGCCAAGAUGGUGAGCAGUUUGUCAAAACGACUGUCCUGCUUCUCCCAGUCCAUUGAUGCACCCCCUCUCCAAGUUUGUCUGCUAAGCAGGAUGUUCUUGAGUGCAUUGUAGAGUCAUUUCUAGCAGAACUAAUUUUCACCAAGAGGUACACCAUGUGUGGCCCCUGAGAGCCCUUUAUGUAGGGCAGCAAGGUAAACCCUUUUAUGCCCUCUUGUGGCAAGAUCCAGUGUCUACACCUGUAAUCAUUUACAUGUCUGUUUGAGAUAUAACUGCAUGAAGAGUUUGGCAGCAAUCCACCAUUUCUAUCUGGGUGCCCUAUUUAAUUUAAAUUUUUUGCCAGUGAGUGUAUAAUGAAAUAUAGUGUACAAGUUAAUUUUAAAUUUAUUUUUCUGUAUAUUACCAACAAUGAGUCAUAGAGAUCUGACUCAGAUUUGUUUUUUGCUUAACAGCAUUGGUGUGUCCUUCUCUGCAUGUGAGGUGAGAAGAAAUACAGUUUGUGCUGUUUCGUAGACUUACCAGCCCUUUUAUAGACUUGUAGAGAUGAUUGCUGUGAGCUGGUAACACCUACAUUCAUCCAGCCCCCCAUGGGAUCAGCAUGAACAGGUUAAAUUAAUUAAUCUGCUUCAAAUAUUGCUAGUUUUAUGAGAGAUUUAUAGUACCAAUGUUUUAACAUUAACAACUAAAAAGUUAAAUUUUCCCACUGUAGUGUUGGUUAUGUGGAACAAUAUGGUCAGUGAAGCGACCUAUAGGGAGGUAGUGGCCAAGUCAUUUGGCACAGAAGAUUGCGCUAUAUUUGUUGAUUAAAUUACAUAUGGAACUGUCCUGUAAGAAGACAGUUGGUAGACCAAUCAAGAAUGAAGUUUUUUUCUGUUAUUUGGUAAGACUAAAGAUCAUAUAGGCGCUAUGAUCAAUAUUUUGGAACAUGUAAGUGCAUAUUAGGAGGGACCAGUUUUAGUUUGGUUUAGUGUAGUUCCAUGUAUAUGGACAGUAUAGGCCUCUGGGCCAUGGAGAUCCAAGGGUAGGAUACCAAUUGAACAGUGAUCACAGAGUGGUUCACGAUAUUCUUGAGCCUUGCUGUAGCCUACUUGACAGGGUGUGCCGCAUCCUCUAUGGCAGGGAUCAGCAACCUUCGGCACUCCAGCUGUGGUGAAACUACGACUCCCAGCAUGCACACUUGCUUAGCUAUUUUCAUAACUCCCAUAAAAGUGAAUUAGCAUGCUGGGAGUCGUAGUUUCAACACAUCUGGAGUGCCGAAGGUUGCUGACCGCUGCUCUAUGGGAUAGUCCCUUGGCACUAGAGCUGUUGCUAUAGAAAAUGCAGUUGAACCCUAACCUUGGAGCUUCUGGGGCCUAAAAGACCCAUUUUCACAUAGGAUGUACCAUGGUAGGCAGAGGCCUUAUUACAGCUGUCAUCUUGGAAUGUCAUAUGGCUUCAGCUUCCUCCACUGGGUGGUUGUGCAAAACUGCAUAAAUAAAGGCAUUUCUGUGCUGUUUUGGGAGCGUUUCUAGGCAAGGUUUAAAUAUCCCACAAGGUGGGAUUCAGAUAUUAGCAGGGAUAUGUGUUACAUCAUAGAAGUAAGAAGUUGUUAUAGAGAUUGCAUUGUAAAGUGAGAAACCACAAACUGGUUCUAUGGAAGAUGUAGACUUUUGGAUCAUUGAGUUCUUACUUAUACUGGUCCUGGUAGAUAGCUUGGUUGGUCAGAAGAUUCCUUAUUUAAACCAGUGAAGAAUGUUGGCUGUUUUUGUCAACACCAACAUUCUCUUAACUUCUGACCUCAUCCAGUUUGUGGUUCUGUGCAGAUUUAACAUAUGUAAAGAUCUCACAGUAAAGGCUAAUAAAACAUGGAAUAGCAGGUUGUGUCAACAUAUCAAGGCAUUUCAUAUUUAUUAUAUGAAGGUGAAAGUGCAGCAAGACCUACAUAAGUACUAAGGGGUCAUUUAUUAAACUGGUCUAAAGUAGAACUGGAUUAGUUGACCAAUCGGAUUCCUCCUCUCAUUUUCCAAAGGAUCUGUCCAAAAUGAAAGGUGGAAUCUGAUUGGUUGCUAUGGUCAACUAAGCCAGUUCUGCUUUUCAUAAAUGACCCCUUAAGAGUUUGAGUCUUUAAAAUGACAGAUCAUGAUUUUUGAUUGUAACCGUUUCAUCCACAUCAAAGCAAGUGUGGCAAGGGGUGGAGAUAAUUUCCACCCAUCAUAUUUGUUGUAUUAGCUUCAUUUAAUUAAUUCUAAUUAGAGAUGAAUGAAUCAAUCCUUCCAGUCUACCAUGGGUUAUUCACCCAUUAGGGAACAUUGCCUCGUAUCUGUUUGCACAAGAAGGGAUGUAUUAAAACUUGGGAACGAACAUUUUUGGAGGUGUCUAGAUCAGUAAGUCUUAUUUACUCACAUGGUAGAUUGUUUGGCCAGCACCAUCUUACUCAUGUUCAUACAUGACCAUUAGCAUAAAAUAGGAAUACAGAUUAUUAGAUCAACUUCAGAUCUUAAGGACUGUAACCCUAGCAGGUCAUGGUGCGAGACUCUAAAAUAAUGACUUGUUGAGAGUGCUUGCAGACUAAAAUCAAGAAACACUCUUCUGGUCUACCAAAUGGCUCUUGUCUUGAGUACCGUUUACUUGAUAAAUGAUUAGCCCGAUCUCCUAAGAGACAGAUAUUGUAGCCAUUUGUCUGAAUCUGACAGACACAGAAUGGACACCAAAGAAAAUCAAUAAACCAUAAGCCCAUCAUAACGCCAAUUCUAUCUUGUAGAAAAGAUAAAGAAUGUUCCUGCAUUGGGCUUUAAAUAGUAGUUGAUAAAGCUUUAAAUCUGUACUCAUAAGGGUAUUCUGUUUGCAACUAGUUAUCCUGUAUCCACAUAACUAUUAGAUUGGUGGGAGCCGCAGUGCCCCCCCCCCCUCCAGUCACAAGAACAUGGGUUCUGUGUUUCCCAUUUGACUGGAGCAAGGAUGUGGCAUGUGCUGUGUCACACCAUUCAAACACUAUGGGGCAGAUUCAUGAAUCUAUCUAAAAGCUGACUUAUAGCAACCAAUCCCAGCACAGAUUUUAUUUUUCAAGAGCAGAAUACAAAAUGAAAGUUGUGCUGUGAUUGGUUACCAUGGGCAGCAAAGAUAGUUUUUGACAGUUUAACAAAUCUUCCCAAUAUGGGGACCACUGGAAAUGGUCAAGUGCUGUAUUUUGCUAGCUCCGGCAGUCCCAUAGAGAUGAAUGGUGAGUAAGCACAUUGCUCCAGGACCCUGCUGUCAUGACCAGUGAGGUUCCCAUCAAUCAGUCCCCCUACAAAACAAAGGGGAUAAAUUGCUGCAAUUGAAAUACCCUUUUAUUUAAAUGGGUUGAACCAAAACGGAUCUACUGUUUAUUUUCUGGGAACUGCACCAUUCUUUUCUAUUUGCCGAGUCUCAUGUUGGAACUCGUCCCCAUUGAACUACAAUACUUUUGAACAGAUGUGGGGUGUUUGUGGAAGAAAAAAAUGUAAUUAUUUAUUUUUUUCUAAUCCUUUUAAUGUUAAAUGAUGCAUUUACUUGUAAUAGUAGGACUCAUAAGAUUGUAAUUGAACUAUGUAAUACAGUUAUGACUGUACAGUACACUAUUUUCUGGAAAUAUAACAAUGCAUUUGCUUUUCUGUAAAAAGCUCCUAAAAUUAAAUGUUAUGUAAUGUGUAAAAUGUACUUCUAGUGUCACUUUCCAUACAUGGUAUUUAAUAAAGUUUUUGAAUGUGAA